AUGCCGUUCAAAGAACAAGAAAAUGAUGCCGAAAUUAUGGCGGAAAGAGAAGCUGAGUAUAAUCAGCUUAGGCUUGCCUUGCACUUGGCACAGGCAGAUAGACAAAGUUACAUUGAAGAAAUGCAGACUGCAAUGAACAAAAUGAAAAAAACAAUAGAACAACUGGAAGCCGAAAGAGAUGGGAUUAUGGAGCAGAUUAAUGCGGUCGACAGCAAAGCCAACCAAAACAGGGAUCAACGAACUUGUGAAGAUUUGGCCAAUUUCGCUGAGAACAAAGACUGGCUUCAGCAACAAAUUUCUCAAGAGAAGGCUAAACACAUUGAGUUAGAUGCGAAGACUAAAGAACUGGAAAAGCAUUUAUGGAGUCUUAUUCAUACAGCUGGAAGCGCAAAAAGUGCUCAAGAAGCCAUGGACAAGCUCAGAAGAAAACAAACUAGUCUCGAGGGACGUCUAGUUCACGCACUUAAAACCUACAAUGAAGCGCUGGGAAAAAAUAUGGCUCUUCGAGCCGAGAUUGACACCUUGAGAAUGGAACGUGGACGAUUCGAUCUGAUUUACAGAAAACUUGACGUGACACUAACAAAGAUGCGCACGGAGAUUAAUCGCCUGACACAGGUUACUACACAGGCCUACGACCAAAGAGAAGAGGCGGCGCAGCGUAUCCAAGCGCUGACAGAAAAGGCUGAGAAGGACAACCAACAGCACAAUAUUGAGAUGAAGGAACUUGUUCGACUGAUUGACCACGACCGAAAACUGAAGGAGUUUAUGAAGAUAAAGGCUGCUGAACGCCAGGAAGAUCCUCAACUGACCGCAUGGAAGGUAAGACUUAGUUUCAAUUAA
Dibothriocephalus latus is the source of this 840-nucleotide messenger RNA. The record is from the annotation of a GenBank genome assembly. NCBI's taxonomy places the organism in Eukaryota, Metazoa, Platyhelminthes, Cestoda, Diphyllobothriidea, Diphyllobothriidae.